UUCUAUUUCACGGGGCUCAAUUUGCAAUCGAGGAGGAGCCGAGAGUCCUCCGGGGUUUCUCCUGAACCUGCUCCUCAAAUAUAAAGCGCUCCCCCCAUCCACCAGGAAAGACUGGAUCAUAACUGGCGACGAGGAGCCGCUGUCUGAGCGCAUCUGUGGUUUCUCCUGAAACCCAUACUGACGUCUGACUGUCUCCUGUUCCUGUAGUGUCCAAACACUUUUGUUUUUAUUAGCCUAUAGUAAAGUCUGAGCGAGAGCGCAACUUAUUCAAGACAGAGUGACAAACGCGUCUUAAAGUUUGGAGCGCGCAGAUGGCAGCCCUCAUCAGCGCGUACUCGUCGUGGCCAGAGUCCUUCGAGAGUCCUCCGGGAGACGGGGACGUGCCAGACGGACACGGCCCGCACAGGACUCCCGUGGACAAGGCUCCGGAGCCGCGGAUCAGACGGCCCAUGAACGCGUUCAUGGUCUGGGCCAAAGAUGAACGCAAACGGUUGGCGGUUCAAAAUCCGGACCUGCACAAUGCGGAGCUCAGCAAAAUGUUGGGCAAAUCAUGGAAGGCCCUGACUCCCCCUCAGAAGAGGCCCUAUGUAGAAGAAGCAGAGAGGCUUCGGGUGCAGCACAUGCAGGACUACCCCAACUACAAGUAUCGGCCUCGCCGGAAGAAACAGCUGAAACGCAUCUGCAAACGAGUGGACCCUGGCUUCCUCCUGAGCGGGCUGGCCCCUGAUCAGAACGCCCUACCCGACCAGCGAGUCCUGUGUCACACCCUUGACAAAGAUGAUGGCGGCCCUAAUGGCAUCAGUAGCGGGUUUUCCAGCCCCAGCCCUGCUCUGCCCAGCGUCAGAAGCUUCAGAGACCCUGUGGGUUCCAACAGCAGCUUCGACACCUACCCCUAUGGCCUGCCCACUCCUCCGGAGAUGUCCCCACUAGAUGCCAUGGACCAUGAGCAUGGACCCCCCUCUUACUACUCAGUGUCUGGUAGCUCCUCUGUCUCCUGCUCUUCCUCAGCCUCCUGUGCAGAUGAGCACCAUCAGAAUCAGACACACAUGGGCAGCCCGCCUCCUUACCACACUGACUACACUCAGAACCAAAUCCACUGUGGGGGCACACACAUAGGUCACAUCCCUCACAUGUCCCAAAGUGGCGGCUGUGGUGGACUGAUCCCUGGCCCGCCGCUGUCUUACUACAAUGCGUCAUCUUUCCCUCAGAUUCAUCACGGGCUCCAUCAGGGCCACUUGGGCCAGCUGUCCCCACCACCAGAGACACAAGGCCACCUGGAGACUCUAGACCAGCUGAGCCAGGCUGAGCUUCUGGGCGAGGUGGACCGCAAUGAGUUUGACCAGUACCUGAACUCCACUGGGACCGGGUUUCACCCUGAGCAGGGGAGCACCAUGACCGUUACCGGACACAUCCAGGUGGCAUCAGCCACCACUGCUUGUCCCAGUAGCACUACAGAAACCAGUCUCAUUUCCGUGCUGGCAGAUGCAACAGCAGCCUACUACAACAACUACAGCAUCUCAUAAGCUUAGUUACAGCACCCGUUAUACUUGUGACUGAGCAGAGACACGACGAGGUUUAAAAUGGGUGAAGAAAUCAGGGUUGAAGUUGCACUUGGGUGCAAAUAAGGGAAAGAAUUCUGUGCUCCUAUCUGUAAUUUCAAAACUCCUUAUUAGCAUCUACUGGCUACUUCACCCACUAUGAUUAAAACCUGAACUGACUGCUGAGCAAUAUGAUUGUCUGGAGCCAAGGACAGAACCAAGGGCAACUGGAGAAAUGUGAAAAAGGGAGAUGGACAUCUCAGGGACGCAGACACAGAAUAUUAUAGUAUUCCACCUCCAGUUGUCAUGAAAUUUCCAAACCAGAAGAACAAUCGUAAAAGACUUGUUGUCCACUUGUAAAUGUCACCAUCUACUGUUGCCACCUCGGCGUGUACAGAUGAUAAUUUAAGUCCUUCGAUGUUUCGCAUACAUGCUGGCUGUAAUGCUAUUAUCAACGCUUUCCAUUUGAAUGUUUGUACUAUAUGUUCUCGCUCUCAGUUUGGGAGUCUUACCUCAGUAGUUGUAAUUGAAUGAGGUUUUAGUUGGACAUUUCCUAUGCAAUUUAACAAAAAAAAAAAAAAAGUGUAUAACGAAGAAAAAAGCCGUUUAUACUUCUUCUCAAGUACUUAAUAAUAUAUAAUCAUAACCUCUACGAUGAAAAAUAAUAAUGUAACUACAACUGUAUGCUGAUUUAGGUUUGUGAAGGAUAAUAAUAACAAAUAAAGGUCAAUUUUUAUAUUAAUGCAAUUACUUGGAUAAGGUGUCCACCGACAGCACACCACAAAACUUAUUUCACUGCUACACCUAAACAGGCGAUACUGCGAAUAAGAGGUACAUUUAAAAGAUUGUGUGGUAGCAGAUGAAGUACAUUUCGACUCAUCUACACAAUGAAUACAAUCAGAUUCCUAAAUAAAACAAUUAGAACAGAUUUUUUUAACACUAUAAUUUUCCUUCAACAAAAACAAAACAAAACAAACAACAACAUGGUGUGUGCUUUUUUGUCCAUCUUUCAAUUUGCUGCCACGCCAUGUAUUCUUCUAUUUCAGGCUCUGUCUACUAGCUGUACUGCGAGUGGCCUUUUCUGACACCCACUCCCCUGCUCGCUUUUCCACCCUCCAUCACAUCAUCCCUCUCCGUCCGUCUGCUCUCGCUUCCAUUUCAUCCCGGUUCAGAGGAUUAGUGUACAGCAGGCACGGCCGUCACCACCCGCCUCCAUCUCAACCGUCUUUUGUUUUCCUGGAGUCUUAUUCUGGGUGCCAUUCUUAGGCACUCAGGACCCCCCUUCCACCCCCAGCCCCUCACCCUGUGUGAUAUCUUGCUGAUGCAGCCCUUUAGUAAUCUGUGCAAAAUAAAUAAAAAAAUAAGUCCCAGGGGCUCGUUGACUGUUUUAUACCCUCCUCAUUUUUCCCCGUCUCUCUCCUCUCUAUUCCCCUUCUCACCCUCUCUGUUCUCUUGAAUUUUUCUUUUUCGAAAAAAGGAAUUCAGGGGGCUUUUGACAAAUCCUGGAGUCUGGCUGGUCUUCCUGCAUUUUUUGGGAACGGUUGAGUCGUGCUUCUUGUAAAGAGGAUGUGGCGGAGGAGCAGUGUUUCCUGACUGAUAAGGGAAAAGCCUCUCUCCGUCAGGAUGUUUGGGCCUGGCUGGGCCCUGCAUUAAAGAGCCAGAGUGAGGGAAGGGAAC
Molecule: messenger RNA, 3215 nt
Organism: Monopterus albus (swamp eel)
Lineage: Eukaryota; Metazoa; Chordata; Actinopteri; Synbranchiformes; Synbranchidae
Gene: sox7
Product: SRY-box transcription factor 7
Exons: 2
Coding region: 312-1523 (403 amino acids)
Biological process (GO): positive regulation of transcription by RNA polymerase II; cell differentiation
Cellular component (GO): nucleus
Molecular function (GO): DNA-binding transcription activator activity, RNA polymerase II-specific; RNA polymerase II cis-regulatory region sequence-specific DNA binding
Source: RefSeq, a predicted model, not a curated record